Lachancea mirantina is the source of this 1098-nucleotide messenger RNA. Lineage: Eukaryota; Fungi; Ascomycota; Saccharomycetes; Saccharomycetales; Saccharomycetaceae. The record is from the annotation of a GenBank genome assembly.
AUGGAUUUAGUUUUGGAAUUUUUCGAUGCCUACGGCUUGGAUUACGUUUAUGCCAAGACUUUGCCUGCGACACUAGCAUCACAUGUCGCACCGCAAUGGCAGUCAGUGCUGGCAUUGAACCACGAUGUGGGGAACUCGACGAUUCUUUUGCAAGACUUGGCCAAUAAAGCUGUGGGGUCUUCUCCAGAGAUCUAUGGCUAUGUGCCUUAUCUCUUCAGAAUGACAGAGUACACCUUUGAGUCUGUAUUGCCCCGUUACAACGUUUUGAGACAACUGUUGUCGUUGACGGUCAUUACCACGAUAUUUGGAUGGCUGUUGUAUCUCGCGGCGGCGACCUUCUCAUACUUGUUCAUUUUCGAUAAGGCCGUUUUCAACCACCCUAGAUAUUUGAAAAAUCAAAUGUCGCUCGAAAUCUGGCAGGCCAUGACUUCCAUUCCAACCAUGGUGCUGUUGACCGUGCCCUGGUUCUUAUUGGAGCUGCACGGCUACUCUAAGCUAUACAUGGACAUUGACUAUGAAAACCACGGCGUGCGUCAAUGGUUUUUGGAGUAUUUUUACUUUUUGAUGUUUACCGAUUGCGGCAUUUACUUGGCGCACAGAUGGUUGCACUGGCCUCGUGUGUACAAGGCUCUUCACAAGCCUCACCACAAAUGGCUAGUGACCACUCCUUACGCCUCCCACGCCUUCGACCCUGUGGACGGUUACUGCCAAUCGCUUCCAUACCACGUGUAUCCAAUGUUGUUUCCCCUGCACAAGGUGUCCUACUUGAUCCUAUUCACUUUUGUUAACGUUUGGACCGUGAUGAUCCACGACGGUGAGUACUUGGCAAACGACCCCGUUGUCAACGGUGCUGCGUGUCACACUGUUCACCACUUGUACUUCAACUACAACUAUGGGCAGUUCACAACACUAUGGGACAGACUCGGGGGUACUUACAGAGAACCUGACAGAGAGCUGUUUAACAAGUCUUUGAAGAAGAGCUCGCAAACCUGGGAGGAGCAAGUUAAAAAGAUGGAAAUCAUCAAGAAGCAAGUCGAGGGUGAUGACGAUGACAGAGUUUAUGGCACUGAGGAGAGGCUUUUGAAAAAGAACAAAUGA